Molecule: messenger RNA, 1534 nt
Organism: Synchiropus splendidus (mandarinfish)
Lineage: Eukaryota; Metazoa; Chordata; Actinopteri; Syngnathiformes; Callionymidae
Gene: ckmb
Product: creatine kinase, muscle b
Exons: 9
Coding region: 157-1299 (380 amino acids)
Biological process (GO): phosphocreatine biosynthetic process
Molecular function (GO): creatine kinase activity
Source: RefSeq, a predicted model, not a curated record
UGCGGGCAGCCAGUGGCAGCAGAGGUCGGGGUAUAAAAGCCUCGGUCCGUCAGCUGGCAGAGUUGGGCAACCCCUAAAUCUGGUGGACAGGAUCUGAUCCCAGGAUCUGUUACCUCUUUUCUUUCCUCUUGAGCAGACGGAGCGAGACGAGCAGCCAUGACGAAGAACUGCCAUAACGACUACAAGAUGAAGUUCUCCACAGACGAGGAGUUCCCCGAUCUGUCCCAGCACAACAACCACAUGGCCAAGGUGCUGACCAAGGAGAUCUACGGCAAGCUGAGGAGCAAGUCCACCCCCAGUGGCUUCACCCUGGAUGACGUCAUCCAGACCGGCGUGGACAACCCCGGACACCCCUUCAUCAUGACCGUGGGCUGCGUUGCCGGUGAUGAGGAGUCCUACGAGGUCUUCAAGGACCUGCUGGACCCCGUCAUCUCCGACCGUCACGGUGGCUACAAGCCCACCGACAAGCACAAGACCGACCUGAACUUCGAGAACCUGAAGGGAGGUGACGACCUGGACCCCAACUACGUCCUGUCCAGCCGCGUCCGUACCGGCCGCAGCAUCAAGGGAUUCACCCUGCCCCCACACAACAGCCGUGGCGAGCGCAGAACCAUUGAGAAGCUGUCCAUUGAGGCUCUGGCCAACCUGGACGGCGAGCUGAAGGGAAAGUACUACCCCCUGACCGGCAUGACCGACGCCGAGCAGGAGCAGCUGAUCAACGAUCACUUCCUCUUCGACAAGCCCGUGUCCCCCCUGCUGACCUGCGCCGGCAUGGCCCGCGACUGGCCCGACGGCAGAGGCAUCUGGCACAACGACAACAAGACCUUCCUGGUCUGGGUGAACGAGGAGGAUCACCUGCGUGUCAUCUCCAUGCAGAAGGGUGGAAACAUGAAGGAGGUCUUCAGGCGCUUCUGCACCGGCCUGACCAAGAUUGAGGAGAUCUUCAAGAAGCACAACCACGGCUUCAUGUGGAACGAGCAUCUGGGCUACAUCCUCACCUGCCCCUCCAACCUGGGAACCGGCCUGCGCGGUGGCGUGCACGUCAAGCUGCCCAAGCUCAGCACACACGCCAAGUUCGAGGAGAUCCUGAGCAGACUGCGUCUGCAGAAGCGUGGCACAGGUGGAGUGGACACUGCCUCUGUGGGCGGCGUCUUUGACAUCUCCAACGCUGACCGUCUGGGCUCCUCCGAGGUGGAGCAGGUGCAGCUGGUGGUGGACGGCGUGAAGCUGAUGGUGGAGAUGGAGAAGAAGCUGGAGAAGGGCGAGUCCAUCGACGGCAUGAUCCCCGCCCAGAAGUAAACAGUGGACAGACGACGUUGAACGAAUGACUGUUUCAUGAGUUUUUUUUUAUAUAUAUAUACGAUAAAAAACGAACGGUCAGCAGGCCGCUCUCCAUCCACCGCUCCGCUCGCCACUGGGCCUACCUCCCUGUAACACCCUGGGAUCGAUCCGAGCAUAGUUGGCUCCCGGCUAUGUUGACGCACCAAUAUUUGGGUUGUAAAUUAUAACUGGACAAUUAAAAAUGCCCCAUGAA